CCUGGCUGCGUGGAGCAGUGGGGACAUUCUUCCAAGGUAAUGAUUAAGCUGAGCACCUGGCAAGCUGGGAAAGUGAGCCCUAUUCACACCUCGGCCAGGCUGAGGUGACCUGGACUGGUUUGGGAAGGCAGGGUUCCAGGGUGCAAGAGCCCGGAGCUGGUAGCUACAGCCUCCCGCUGCACACAGGCCACCUGGAGCAUCUCGGGCCAGAGCUUCUGCUGUCUGCCUUUCUGGGACCCUGCACCAUGAAACUGCAGGUGUUCUGGACGGGGCUGGAAUACACCUGUCGGCUCCUGGGCAUCACCACUGCUGCAGUGUUGAUCGGCGUGGGCACUGAGACCUUCCUCCAGGGACAGUUUAAAAGCCUGGCUUUCUACCUGCUGUUUACAGGAGCCGCCGUCUCCGUGAGCGAAGGGGCCUACUUCGUGGCUCAGCUGCUGGCCAUCUGCUUCCAGUGUCAGCCAGGGUCCCUGGCCUACAGAGCAAGGGAGAAGGCCCACUGGCUAGGCUGCUUCCAGAGGUUCCUGGCCUACAUGCUGCUCUCUGUGGCCUGCUUCCUCCACCCUGUCCUGGUCUGGCACGUGACCAUCCCAGGCUCUAUGCUCAUCAUCACUGGCCUGGCCUACUUCCUGCUGAGCAAGCGGAAAAAGAGCAAAGCUGCCGCAGAGGUGCUGCCCCCCCCAGAGCAGUACACGGACCCCUCUGGCAGCGCCGUGAGUACCACCGGCUCUGGGGACACCGAGCAAACGUACACCUUCCAUGGGGCCCUCAAGGAGGGGCCUGGCUCCCUCUUCAUCCACAUGAAGAGCGUCCUGAAAGGGACCAGGAAGCCCAACGCCCUCCAGCACCCAGACGCCCUGACGGAGCUGACUCUGGAGCCAGCUGACCCACUGGCCAAGAAGAAGCAGGUGCACUUUGAUGACAGUAUGGUCAGAAUGAUCCCAGACCUGGCAGAAGACCUGGACGAUGGGGACGGCGAGCCAGAGGAGACCACCUCUGACACCACCCCCAUCAUCCCUCCCCCCGAGGCCCCACUCUUCCUAUCUUCCCUCACGGGCACCAGCCUCUUCUGAGCUGCUUGUUCCAGGCUGGGGGAUGCUCAGCAAGGGGUCUGUAUAGAUAGACAGCCCUGCCUGGAAUUUCCUGAUGUCCAGGGGCCCUCCAGGGAGCUCGGGGUCUUCACAGGUCUGUUCUUCAACGGGUGACCAGACAUCCCCAUGGUAUCUGGGCCUCUGGGACCAUCGAGUGACAUGACAGGUCCCGCGGAGACCUUGAGGGUGGCUCAAACGAAGCUCGCACUGCCUCGAACCCUCACUAGUUUCUCUCUCCCAGACAUGGAGCGGAGAAAUCCUUGUGCUUUCCCCGAAGGAGACCAUCAUUCCCACUUCACACAAGACUGCGUCAGUCCAGAAGCCCUGGGGCUUCUCUUGCUCCUGACACAGGACCCCGCACUCAGCAAGGACUCACGGCCCAUCUCAUCUCUGAUGUAACAUUUCAGCUCUGAAAGGCCAGGGAUGCGUUGGCAGCUUACACAUCUCAGAGGCAGGUGUAGACUACAGCUAUGGGUCCUGAACUCCAACCGAGAUGGUUCAGGACAGGGAGCAGGGAGAAAAGGCAAGGCUGCGAGCCCUCAGGAUGGGAGCAGCGCCGAGCAGUGGGCCGAAUUCUCUGUGCGCUCUGGGGCUGGCGCUGGGCAGCAGGAGUCACAGAGCGACUUGAGACAAUGCGGCUCUGUGCUCACUGCAGGGAGAGCCAGGCCAGAUGAGAAAUAUUCAUUCCAGAAGCAUCGCUGAGGGCUCCCUACAUCCUCACUACAUGGGCUCUCAAGAUUCCAAGUAGAUGAUGUAGACUGAAAGAGACUGAAAUCUGACAGUCCUCAGCCAUGAAUGCCAACACACAAGACAAGGCGCCUGCUGUAUGCAGGGACCACAGAGGCGGUGCCCUGGAGACUCACACAGUACGGAGACAUUGCUCUGCCCUGCUUGGUGACUGUUGGGAGAAUAGGUGAGAAAUGUAUAUUUGUUGAAAAUGGGAGAGAAGGAAGGAAGAGCGGGAAAAGAAGGAAGACAGGAAAGUGGGCAGGCAGCAGGCUAGGUCUCUGCCACAGGGCCACGGAAGUGACAGUUAACCCAGAAUGAACAAAGAAAGAUGAAUCAGAUACUCAGUUAAGGAUUUGCAAUAUGUAUUUCUACAAAGUGUUCUGUGGUCCAUAGGAUUGUUACAAGGCAGAGCAGACACAUUAUUCUUCAUAGGCAAUCUUAAUUAAUGAGAAAUUAUAAUGCUUCUUCAUUCGUGCGUGUGAGCAAACACCAGGGUUCUGUAGAGCAAAACUUAGAGCACAUGCUUUAAGGUCUAGAUUAGAAACGUGUGCUCAUUCUUGUACACGUUUCAACAUUCCUUACAAGUUAUUUUGCAAAUGUAUGGAAAUAGCCAACCAGAAGCUAGUAUCAGUUUGGUGCCUAAAUGCAGCAGGUAUCCCAAACAAGCAGACCUCUCCCUGCAAUAACCCAGUUCUUCUGUAAAACCAAGUGAGAAAAGACAUUCUCACAAGCCUUCAGAGGUGGAAGCAAUAGCGUUGUUUCUUUAGCUGCCACCGAGGAAGAAGUUCAGGAUCUGAGAGUCACAGCUGGGGGAGAAUGAGUAAUAUGGAACAUGGGUCUGGGUUGGCAGGGAUGGCCCCUGAUUCCAAAUGGGCCAGGUGUCCCAGGCUGGCCUGCUGUGCACGGAAGGAGUCCCAAGUGGGGAGGAGCCAGGGUCCCCACCUGUCAUGUGGAGAGGAGGAUACGAUGGGCACAGACACCCUCGUGGCACAGGUCUCUGGGGAACCCGACGGUCCUGCCCCAUUCUCAGCCCAAGUCAGCAGAGCUGGAUGGGUGAGUAGGCUGCAAGAAGCAAACUGGGAAGCAUAAUGUCCGAGCUUUCAGACCCCAUUUAAUAAACAUCUCUGUUAUA
This is a messenger RNA of Eubalaena glacialis (North Atlantic right whale), 2952 nucleotides long. It is a transcript of the gene TMEM72, whose product is annotated as transmembrane protein 72. The record is from RefSeq and is a predicted model, not a curated record. The transcript is spliced from 5 exons. NCBI's taxonomy places the organism in Eukaryota, Metazoa, Chordata, Mammalia, Artiodactyla, Balaenidae. Bases 246 to 1073 code for a protein of 275 amino acids.